AAACUAAAACAAAAAUGUCAAACGUAACAAAAAUUGUCAAUUCAACCAAAGACUCAACAAUAGACAAACAAUUCUGGGAGUAUUUCGAGAGCGAAUCGCCAUACAACACUUCACUGGCAGUACAGACGGACGGUGCGUGUGUGGUGACGGUGUAUUUCGUGUUGCUGUUCGGCGGAGCGGCGGGGAACCUCGCUGUGCUGACGACGCUGGCGCGCUCGAGGCGCCGCUCGCGCGUCAGCCUGCUCAUGACGCAUCUCGCCGUUGCGGACGUGUGCGUCGUUUGCGGCGUCAUCCCGCUGGAGAUCGGCUGGAAGUACACGAACGCGUGGCUGGCGGGGAACUUCUGCUGCAAGCUGUUCUUGGUUCUGCGAGCCUUCGGCCUCUACCUAUCCUCUAACGUACUCGUCUGUAUAUCGGUUGAUAGGUUCUUCGCGGUGCUGUACCCACUGCGACUGCCUGCUGCCCGUAGGAGGAGCAAGCAAAUGCUGUACUGUGCGUGGGCUAUGGCCCUCGCUUGCAGUUUACCUCAGAGCGUGGUAUUCAGCGUGAAACAGCAUCCAGUUGUCCCCGGGUUUUCCCAGUGUGUCUCCUUCGAAGCGUUCAGCUCGCCAUACCAAGAGGUGGCAUACAACGUGUUCUGCCUGUGCGCGAUGUACUUUCUGCCACUAGCUGUCAUCACCGCCUGCUACGUGUGUAUCUUUGCUGAGAUACACCACAGCAGCAAGGAUAUUGAAGGUGAGAUACACCACAACAGCAGCCGUCGCGCCGGCGGGCCGGUGCGCCUGCGUCGCUCGGACCGGCGCGUUCUGCAGCGCGCGCGGCGCCGCACGCUGAGAAUGACCGUCACCAUCGUUAGCGUGUUCGCGCUGUGCUGGCUGCCCUACGCCACCAUGUGCAUGUGGUGGAUGGUAGACCGGGACUCCGCCCGCCAGAUCCCCAGGCGCGUCCAAGGUCUACUGUUCGCCAUGGCCGUCUCCAACUCCUGCAUGAACCCGCUGGUCUACGGCUCCUACCGCCUCAACUUCAGGAGUAUGGCGCGAAGGUUCUGCAAGGGGUGCUGUAUAGCUACCAGCGCUUCUGAUACCAUAGGUGAGAACAGGACUUAG
Cydia strobilella is the source of this 1106-nucleotide messenger RNA. RefSeq names its product adipokinetic hormone/corazonin-related peptide receptor variant I-like (gene NGR-A29). Gene Ontology annotation, cellular component: plasma membrane. Gene Ontology annotation, molecular function: vasopressin receptor activity; peptide binding. Gene Ontology annotation, biological process: cellular response to hormone stimulus; G protein-coupled receptor signaling pathway. The record is from RefSeq and is a predicted model, not a curated record. Bases 15 to 1106 code for a protein of 363 amino acids. NCBI's taxonomy places the organism in Eukaryota, Metazoa, Arthropoda, Insecta, Lepidoptera, Tortricidae. The transcript has 7 exons.